AUCAUUUCAGGUGUAUAUAGCCCGAUUGUUGAUCACACAAUUGAACUUGGUAUAUCUCUACUGAGAGGAGGUAAUAUUGAUGUACAAAAGAGAAUGCUUAAACAUCUCAAAGACAAAAAAGAUGUUGGGUUUUUUACAUCAGUGGCUGGACUUAUGCAGCAAUGCAGUGUGCUUGACCUGGAUGCUUUUGAACGUUGCAACAAAGCUGAGGGACUUGGAAUGAGUACUGACACUGGACCUGGGGAGAAAAACUUACAUGAUGCAGAAUUCACCUGCAAAUUAUUCCGCUUCUUACAAUUGCUUUGUGAGGGUCACAAUCUUGAAUUCCAAAAUUAUCUCAGAACACAAGCAGGAAACAAUACAACAGUGAAUAUUAUCAUUUGCACUGUGGAUUACCUUCUUCGUUUACAAGAAUCUAUUAUGGACUUCUACUGGCAUUAUUCCGGUAAAGACUUAAUUGAUCCUGCUGGAAAGGCUAACUUUUGCCGAGCCAUCAUGGUAGCUAAAUACGUGUUCAGAUCACUCACUGAGUAUAUUCAGGGUCCAUGUGCCCAAAACCAAUUGGCUUUAGCCCACAGCAGAUUGUGGGAUGCUGUUGGUGGGUUUCUUUAUAUAUUUGCCCAAAUGCAAGACAAAUUAUCAAAAGAUUUUGAGCAAUUGGAGUUAUUGCGUGAAUUCAUGAACUUACAAAAAGAAAUGAUGAUCAUGCUUCUUUCAAUGCUUGAAGGUAAUGUUAUGCAUGGACCAAUUGGUAAACAAAUGGUAGACACACUUGUGGAAUCUUCUGGAAAUGUGGAGAUGAUUCUAAAGUUCUUUGAUAUUUUCUUGAAAAUGAAAAAUAUUACGUCAUCAGAAUCAUUCUUGGAAUUUGAUGCUAAUCAAGAUGGCACCGUAUCCCUCAAAGAAUUCCGUAAUGCAAUGGAACAGCAAAAAGUGUAUUCUAACGAGGAGAUUGAUUACAUCAUGAUGUGUGUCGAUGUGGACCAGGAUGGAAAAGUUGAUUAUGAUGAAUUUACUGAGCGUUUCCAUAAUCCAGCAAAGGAUAUUGGUUUCACCAUGGCAGUCUUAUUGACUAAUCUUUCUGAACACUCACCCAAUGAUCCACGGCUUGAGCGCUUCCUUGAGAAGGCUCGAAGUGUCCUUGAUUACUUUAAACCUUACUUGGGCAGAAUAGAGAUCAUGGGUAGUGCCAACAGAAUUGAACGUAUUUAUUUUGAGAUCAAACAGUCACAGAUUGACCAAUGGGAAAAACCUCAAAUCAAGGAAUCUAAACGAUCAUUUUUGCACAGCGUGAUCAAUGAGGGAGGAGAUAAAGAAAAACUGGAAAGUUUUGUCAACUUUUGUGAAGACACAAUCUUUGAGAUGCAACAUGCAACGAGUAUCACCGGGGAGGAGUUGAAGUUGUCAUCUGUGAUAGGUGGUGUAGGAGCAGGAAGCAUUUUAGAGCCCGUGAAGGCAACAUAUCGUACCAUUCGAGAUUUCAUCGGAUCCUUAUUAUCAUUGUUCACAUGGUCCAAUAUCAAGAAUACAUAUCAUACAUUCCGCAGUAUGACCUACGGACAACUGUUUAUGAUGAUCCUAAAAGGAAAUUUCCAAUUUGGACUAUCAAUAUUAACACUGAUAUUCCAUAUAUUCUGGACUUUAGCCAAAUUCUUGAUAAAUAUGAUGAUGGGUGAUCGAGGUAUGGAGGUGACUUCAGAUGCUGUAAAGGCUGCUGCUACCAAACACCCCCCUGCUAUAAUGCCUGCUCCAUUGGCAUUAGGAGCCCCAGAAACGCCUAGUGGAGCGGCACCGGCAGGACCAAAAGUUACACAAGAAAAUGGAGGACCUGUUAAAACGUUCCCUGCUAAGAAGGAAAAUGGUCUGAAAGAAUCUAUCAGUGUGACAGAGGGACAGACGGCACCAGAAGUUGAUGCUACAACAAUAAAUGGUAGUGUACCAUCAAAAGAAUUACCUUCAGCUACCUCUGAAGGUCCAAAUGAAAUGCUUUUGGAAGAAAAAUUCUUGAUAGCUGAAUCAGUGCCAGAAAUUCCAGCUCCAGCUGGAACAUCUACAAACGAAGCAACUAAUGGCACUCCAACGACCGAUAGCGGCAAGGGAGAAGAGCUCGAAGGUGAAGAGGGUAUUGUUGCAGGAGAGGAAGAAGUACCUUAUGAAACCAAAGCAUUUGAUUAUGGAAAAUAUAUCCUGAGUUAUUUUGCAAGAAACUUUUAUAAUUUCAAAUACGUGGCCUUGGCUCUUGCUUUCUUCAUCAACUUUAUAUUACUCUUUUACAAGGUGAACAAGGUAACUCAGGCUAUGGUUGGAGGAGAGGAGGAAAGCACUGGAAGUAAUGGAACAUCUGACGAUGAUGAUGCUGAAGAGGUUGUGAUGAUGGAAGAAGAUGUGGACUAUUUGUUACCAGUUUUAGAAGUGUUAGCAGUAUUACAUUCAAUAGCCUCCUUCUCAAUGUUGGUGGCUUAUUAUUGCCUCAAAGUGCCUUUAGUAAUCUUUAAACGAGAAAAAGAAAUUGCUCGUAAACUAGAAUUUGAGGGCUUGUAUAUCGCUGAACAACCUGAUGAAGAUGAUAUUAAAGCUCAAUGGGAUAAGCUUGUCUUAAGUACGGGCUCCUUCCCUCAGAGCUACUGGGAUAAAUUCGUCAAAAAGAAGGUCAGACUACGAUAUGCUGAACAGUAUGAUUAUGAAAGCAUCAGUAAUCUGCUAGGUAUGAAGAAAGGAGAUUCAAUAACCAUAGAAGAUACAGUUGAGCAUACUGGAAUGUUGCCAGCUUUUCUCUCAAAUAUGGAUUGGCAAUAUCAACUUUGGAAAUGGGGUGUCAUUUUUACUGAUAAUUCAUUCCUGUACAUUCUGUGGUAUUUCACCUUCUCUGUGCUGGGCAAUUUUAACCACUUCUUCUUUGCUGCUCAUCUAAUUGAUGUUGCUAUUGGAUUCAAAACUUUGAGAACUAUUUUGCAAUCCGUUACACACAAUGGAAAACAGUUGGUGCUUACUGUGAUGUUGACAAGUAUUGUUGUAUAUAUCUACACAGUCAUAGCCUUUAACUUCUUCAGGAAGUUCUAUGUCAAAGAAGAGGAUGGUCAAGUUGAUUACAAAUGCCAUGACAUGGCUACAUGUUUUGUCUAUCAUUUACAUACUGGCCUCAGGGCAGGAGGGGGAAUUGGGGAUGAAAUUGAGCCAGCUGAUGGAGAUCCAUCAGAAGCAUACAGAAUUAUAUUUGAUAUCACAUUUUUCUUCUUCAUCAUUGUCAUUUUGCUGGCUAUCAUUCAGGGUUUGAUCAUUGACGCUUUCGGAGAACUGAGAGAUCAAUUGGAACAAGUAAAAGAAGAUAUGGAGUCUAAAUGUUUCAUCUGUGGUAUCGGCAAGGAAUUCUUUGAUAAAGUUCCGCAUGGUUUCGACACUCAUGUAAUGAAUGAACAUAAUUUUGCAAAUUACAUGUUCUUCUUAAUGCAUCUUAUUAACAAACCAGACACAGAGUACACUGGACAAGAAACCUAUGUUUGGGAAAUGUAUCAACAGCGCUGCUGGGACUUUUUCCCAGUUGGUGAUUGCUUUAGGAAACAGUAUGAAGAUGAAGCUUCUAGCUGAAAACAGAGCUGAUCCAUUUAACUGUGAUUGAUGUUAGGUAGUUGAUCAACUACAGGUCGAGAAAUGUUCUUACCCGAAUGAUGGACCACAGACUUACAGAUACCAUCAGAAUUUUAUAGGACAAAUAUAAAAGUAUUUUCACAACAGAUUUCUGAAACCGAAUUACAACAGCUGUAUCCACGAUUAGAACAUUUCAGAGCUGCCUCUGUCAGUUUGUGUGUAUUUGUGUUUGAAUAUAUGAGAUCUUGUGUUCGGGAAGUAGCUUUAAAUGUACGUGUGGAUUCUCCUGUCUCCAGUUGUUCAUCAUGGAGACUACGAAGCAGAACUGUGGCCAAACAUACCUUUAAAAAGAAAUGCAAAUAUAUACAUGUAUUUUAAUCUUUGUGUUUGAUAACAAUACCUAACCAUUUUGAUUCUUCUUGAUUCAAACCCCCACCCCCUCUUAAUUGCAAAUUUCUUUGAGGUUUUGGUCCUCUCUUGGAGGACCUUACUCUUUUCUUAAAUUAAACAAAACAAAUUUGUGCACAUAUCAAUACAGAUAUAAAUCAAAAGAAAUGAAAUAUUGUCGUAAAACAAGAAAAAAAUGAAACCCACCAAAUUUUCUUAUGAUAGAUUUUUAUAAGUAUUUUUUGAACUAUAUGGAAAAUAAAAAAAAAGUCCAUAAAAAUGGAAAUAUUGCUAUAAUUUGAUAUUUAUAACUUUUACCCUGAUUUUCCAUUUAUGAAGUUUGAAACGGAGGACUUCAGAACCCAGUUUGGAAGUUCCCAGGUCCAGCUUUGUCCCUUCCAAGAAUGAAAAACAAAAAUAAAGAUUUUAAAAAUUGA
Octopus sinensis (East Asian common octopus) is the source of this 4409-nucleotide messenger RNA. Its product is annotated as ryanodine receptor-like. Gene Ontology annotation, cellular component: smooth endoplasmic reticulum; sarcolemma; calcium channel complex. Gene Ontology annotation, biological process: transmembrane transport; intracellular calcium ion homeostasis; calcium ion transport. The transcript has 31 exons. The annotation marks the transcript as partial. Gene Ontology annotation, molecular function: calcium ion binding; ryanodine-sensitive calcium-release channel activity. The record is from RefSeq and is a predicted model, not a curated record. Lineage: Eukaryota; Metazoa; Mollusca; Cephalopoda; Octopoda; Octopodidae.